Molecule: messenger RNA, 1419 nt
Organism: Triticum aestivum (bread wheat)
Lineage: Eukaryota; Viridiplantae; Streptophyta; Magnoliopsida; Poales; Poaceae
Product: transcription factor BHLH089
Biological process (GO): regulation of DNA-templated transcription
Cellular component (GO): nucleus
Molecular function (GO): protein dimerization activity; DNA-binding transcription factor activity
Source: RefSeq, a predicted model, not a curated record
CUCGCCGCCAUGUUCGGGGACCGGGCGGCCGGGAUGCCCGGCUUCGGCGGCAACGGCGGCCAGUUCGGUGCCGCGGAGGGGGGCGGCGGCGGCGAGCUAGGCGCCGCGUCCCGGGAGGGGUCCUCGGUCUCCGACCCGGCGUGGGCGUACGGCGCGAAUGCCAGGAAGCGGAAGGCGCCGGCCGCGGGCGCCGGCAAGGGCAAGGAGACCGCGUCCUGUUUCGCCAAGAUGGGAGAGCCGACGGGUCCCGACUCGAAGAAGUGCAAAAUUGAGGACGAGACCGUGAGGCCCAAGGUGGAGGAGGAGGCGGCCACUGCCACGGCCAGCGAUGGGUCGGCCGGCGGGGAGAGAGGGCGCAAGCAGGCCAAGGGCAAGGGCUCCAAGUCCAAGCAGCCGGCGGCGGACGAGCCGCCCCGGGACUACGUCCACGUCCGGGCCAGGAGAGGCCAGGCAACCGACAGCCACAGCCUUGCUGAGAGGGUUAGAAGAGAGAAGAUCACCCUCAAGAUGAAGAUGCUCCAGGACCUGGUGCCAGGAUGUAACAAGGUGAUUGGCAAAGCGCUCAUGCUCGAUGAGAUCAUAAACUAUGUUCAAUCGCUGCAGCAGCAAGUCGAGUUCUUGUCCAUGAAGCUCUCGACCGUGAACCCGCAACUUGACUUCGACACCUUGUCGAACCUCCUACACAAAGAUAUGAACCAAGCACUCGGCCCCUCGGCGAGCACGGUCUUUCCAUUGGAGAGUGCUGGCACGGUGUACCCAUUGUGUGACCAAGCAGACCUUUACCAGUCCUUCAGCUCGGGUGCUAUGGAGAACCAAUGCUCCAUGGGUCUGUUAGACAUGGCUCUACCGCCCGCACCGCAGUACCCUUUUCAAAAACAGCAACAGGAUUUCUGGGAGGCGAGUGCCCAAAAUGGCCUGCAUAUGGACCACGAGCAAAGCCAGGAGAAUGCGGGUUCGGCGCCGAAUUUCGAUGGUCAGUUACAAGCAGCAGAUCAUCCAGAGAUUGAGUUCUAGACGAUCACAGGAUCACUGAUAAUCACCAAGGCCCAUAUUUUUGUACAUAAGAAAAGUAUGGCGAGUGAAGCUCCUAAGCUAACGGUCUUUUGACUUCCGGACUGAGAACUGAUUUGAUCAUCCACAUCCGAUGCCGAAUGGUACCAAGACGGCGGGGAUCGGGGACACUAGAAUGAAUCCCAGCUGAACUACCAUCCUCUCCUUGAUUCUUCUCGUGUUGAUGAGAUUAUGUGGUCUCAAAAAUAGUAAAUCAUGUACUUAGAUAUGGUGAAAAUAUUUAGAAUCACCAUCAUCUCCCCUAAUGUGUAAGAACUCGGCAGAUAUUGGGACGAUACUACUACCAUGUACUUCUAUUUUGCAUUUGUCGUGGAAAUGGCAAUUAUGAACAUAUAUACUACCAAUGCA